Hydra vulgaris (swiftwater hydra) is the source of this 1461-nucleotide messenger RNA. Its product is annotated as sugar phosphate exchanger 3. NCBI's taxonomy places the organism in Eukaryota, Metazoa, Cnidaria, Hydrozoa, Anthoathecata, Hydridae. The record is from RefSeq and is a predicted model, not a curated record. Gene Ontology annotation, cellular component: endoplasmic reticulum membrane. Gene Ontology annotation, biological process: transmembrane transport. Gene Ontology annotation, molecular function: transmembrane transporter activity.
UACUACCGAUACAUUCAAUCGCGAGAAUGAUGAAUGUAAAAAAUUGUUUAUUUGUUUUUUGAACUUAUAACAAUAUUGUUGUUUAAUUAUUUUAGAAAUGGCAUCGUUUCUUUUUAAAAUAUUUGCAAAAAAUCGAAGUUUAUCUUGGCAUCAUGUUUGUGCAUUUGUUUUAACUUACUUUUCAUAUGCAAUUUUUCAAGGAAAUCGAAGAGCGUUUGAUGAUUGUAAAAAUACAUUGAACAAGUCAUUUGUUUUUCAAAACUUCAUUGAAUCGUCUCAAGAUCCAAUAUACUUGUUUGUAUAUCUUGAUAUUUGUUUUGCAUUUGCCUACGCAGUUGGAUUAUUUAUUAGUGGCAUUAUGGGAGAUAGACUAAAUUUGCGUUAUAUGUUAACUUUUGGUAUGUGUGGUUCCGCUAUUACUACUUUAAUUAUUGGGUAUUUAAGAAUAAAACAAAACAUUCACAUUGAUUACCUAUACUACUUGCUUUUUUCUGUAAACGGCUUAUUUCAAUCAAUAGGUUGGCCAAUUACAGUUGCAAUAAUAGGAAACUGGUUUUCUUCAGGAGACAUUCUGUAUGGGAUAUGGGGUGGAAAUGGACCCCUCGGUUAUAUAAUUUGUUCUUUUAUUGUUAGUUAUUCAUUGGAUUAUGAUUAUAAAAAUGCAUCGUUGUUAAAUGGUUCUUUAUUAUUUUGCUGUGGCUUAAUUAACCUAUUUUGUUUAAUUACUCAUCCAAAUCAAGUUGGUCUUAAGGAAAGCAACUUAUUAAAUGAACGAGAUAUAGAAAAUGAAGUUUUUAUCAAAAAAGCUGUUGGCUUUGGGGAAGCAAUUAUGUUACCAGGAGUUCUAACUUAUGCACUUUCUCAAUCUUUUGUAACAAUUACUAACGACGUAUUUAUCUUUACAUUGUCAACUAAUUUAACUCUUGACCCUAAUUGGAAUGAUACAAGUUCCAACGGAUUGAUAUCUUACUACGACUACGGUUCAUUAGUUGGAGGCGUUAUUGAUGGAAUCCUAUCAAAAUUAAUAGGGAUGCGAUCACCAGUGAUUUUUACAAUGCAUUUGUUUUCCGUUGCUACAAUAUACUUAAACUUCAGACUUCAUCACGGUUAUACAAACCCUAUAAUCAUUUUUUUUAAUGGAUUUUUAGUUGGCGGAAUUAAUAUUAUAAUUAGUACUGCUAUUUCAGUUGAUCUCAGUAAGCAUGAUCAGAUAAAAAACAAAGCUCAAGCUUUGGCUACUAUUACAGGAAUUAUUGAUGGCACCGGACAUUUUGCAUCAGCAGUCGUUCAAUGUUUGACACUUAUAAUAAUUAAUAAACUUAAAGAAGAAGGAGUUUUUUAUCUUUUGAUGAUUGUUACUGGAUCAAGUUGCUUUUGGAGUUUCUUUAUUUUAUACAAAGAUAUUUUGAACAAGAAAAAAAAAAAUUAUGUUAAACUUUAAAUACUCAUUAUGAAAAUAAA